Messenger RNA from Colletotrichum karsti, 1173 nucleotides. RefSeq lists its product as uncharacterized. The coding region runs from base 1 to 1173 and encodes 390 amino acids. The record is from RefSeq and is a predicted model, not a curated record. Lineage: Eukaryota; Fungi; Ascomycota; Sordariomycetes; Glomerellales; Glomerellaceae. The transcript is spliced from 2 exons.
AUGGAUCCCAACAACAUUGUCAAGAUCGUCUUGACGCUCACUGAGCUCUCGAUGUCUGAGUCAUCGGACUCUUCAGAAAGUCCUUUCACCGAUGAGGAUGACACUUUGAAGAGGCUUGGUUGGGAGGAUAUCCAACUCAAAAAGCCCCGGUGGGCUCUCUUAUCGGAUACAUACGCGGCCGCGCUUUCUUCUCCCAAGGGACAUCUCGGGUCAGCUUCCAAAUCCUUCAAUUCACAGAAGCCUUAUGGUAGCGACCCCUUUCUUCUUCACACCGAGGGCGUAUCCGACGACGAGUUGAGGGAUCAAAUAUACGAAGCCAAGGAGAAAGGUUGCAUUGGAAUCAUCGUAGAGAUUGUCGAGAACCAAUACAACGGCCGCGUGUUGGACCCUCGCCUAUUCCACCGCCUUGGCAAUCUGUGUGCAGAGGAGCAGAUCCUGCUUGCUGUGGACGAGACUCUCACCGCUAUUAGAUGCGGCGCGCCAUUCUCAUUCCAAAGGGAGGAGUACUUCGAAGUUGCGAGCCCCGACAUUGUUUUCUUUGGUAAGGCCAUGGCGGCUCACGGCACGGCUCUUGGGUUUGACGGCCAGUUACUGAAACGAUUCGGCAUCCUCGGGAGCUCUCGUGGACGAGCGAUCAGAAAAUGGCAAAGUCAGUUCCAAAAACCAUUGUCGACAUCGGAUUUGAUUCAAGCUUUGGCUACACUCGAGAUCGCUGCGAAGGGAAACUUUGCCAUGUCAAGCCGAAUCAUCGGACAGACCAUCCGCGCGUACAUCCUCGAACAAGCGGCGAAACGAGGCCACCAGGUCAAGCCUCAUGAUAUUCUUGGCGGUCUUGAAAGUUUGAUAUUCGUGAGGAAAGAUAUUGCUGGCGAGCUUCUGGUCAUGGGUGCUAGGACGUCCGGGUCGUGGAUCCCGUGGGUGAAAUGGCUCCCCCGGCUGGAGUCGGACAUGUCCAGGGUUGAAGUGCUGGAAGACGUUAUCGGCAGCUCAAGCCGGCAAGCUCGUGAAGAUCUCUCAAAGAUACUUGUCAGCAAAAAUUCAAAGCCGAGUUGGUGCUUCUGGUGUGGAAACCAGACCACGACUAAGAAGGAUGACUGGUGUCAGAGGUGUUGCAUCGGCGUUUGCGCUGAUGACGUUUGUGGUCGGCACUACAUCCGCCACGAGCAUACUUGA